Molecule: messenger RNA, 816 nt
Organism: Sporothrix brasiliensis 5110
Lineage: Eukaryota; Fungi; Ascomycota; Sordariomycetes; Ophiostomatales; Ophiostomataceae
Exons: 2
Coding region: 1-816 (271 amino acids)
Source: RefSeq, a predicted model, not a curated record
AUGACUCGCGCGUCGCCCUUGGCCAAGCGACAGCCGGGUGCGGCCAGCCAGCGCGACAACCACAACGAGAGCGGUGUUGGAAGUCAUGGGAAGCGCACAACCAAAUACCAGCAAAAGCCCUCUCACGGCCUGCCGCUUGUUGGCAGCGAUGCCGUAGCCCGAUCGUCGCCAUCUUCUGGCAACUCUGUCCUCACCAUCCCGUCUCAUCCUCCGGCCGUGGCCGCUGGUGCUUCGUCCCCACCACCUCUUUUUACUACCGUGGCCGCCGCUGCCGUGGCUAACGGUUGCACCUGUGGUACGGACACGAUGGCGUCUUCCUCACCUGCAACCUACCACGGGCAGCAGCGCCACCGCAAGUCCGACCCCUCUCUGAUAACAUCGACUGGCCCCCGCCGCUCGCACGUGUCCGACCGCCAUCUGCCGAAUGUCGACAACGUUUCUCAGCCGCCCUCUUCUUCGGACUCGCUAGCCGCCCCCUACACACUUGCGACGUCAAACGAUGUCUCAGGUGUACCUGCACCAUCCGCUGUAUCGUUUGAUGAGUCGUACCGCCGCAUUGAUGUCAAUGCUACCAAGAACGCCAACGUCCACCGUGACACCGGGCCUCUCGACCUUGCAAUGACAAUUCUCCGUUCCUGUCCGCUGUAUGACACUAUAGCCAUUCUCAUCAUUCUCAUGCAGCUUUCGCCCGUGGUUCUAUCAGUUGUCUACAUGCUGUUUACCGUUCUCACCUUCGUCCCUCCUGUCACGACUAGCUCCGGCUUGAGCCUGACAGAAAUAUUCGAGGGUGGUCUCGGGCAUCGUGCGCUACAUUAG